UCUCCUAUCCACUGGUAGCCCCGUGAAAAACCGGUCUAUCGUAAAGAGAGUUGCUUUGUUGUGAGCGGGCUGGGCGCGUGAUUUGGCAACGUCAGGUGCUGUUGCGCUCUCGCGGGCGUAGAGGAGGUGGAGUCCACGGUGGAUGUCCCCGCCCGGCCAGGUGUUGGUUGGUUGAUUGGUCAGGCAGAUGGGCUCAAGGUACAACAGGGCACGCGAAGAGGGUGGGGGGGUCUUCGUACAACCGCCGUCUCUGUGUCGCCGCACACAGCUGCUGGGCGUGCUGCUGCUGUGCCUGGGCGCCUACGCGGAGGUGGAGAGACAGCGCUCGCGGACCAUGAGCGGCAUGUUCCUGGCGCCAGCCAUCAUCCUGCUGUUGGCGGGAUCCGUGCUCUUCGUCGUCUCCUUCCUCGGCUUGCUCGGGGCACUCCGGGACAACUUGACGUUGCUCAAGAUCUUCCUGGUUACCAUGAUACUGGGCCUCAUCAUUGAGCUCAUUGGCGGGAUUGUGGCUUUGGUCUUCCGCAACUCGACCCAAGGCUUUAUUAACGACAACAUCCGGAAGGGGAUUGAGAAUUACUACGACGACCUGGAUUUCAAGAACAUCAUGGAUUCCGUUCAGCGCAAGUUCCAGUGCUGCGGCGGGCAGGACUACACGGACUGGAGGGUGAAUGUCUAUCACUCGUGCUCCUCACCGGGCCCGGCCUCCUGCGGGGUUCCGUACACCUGCUGCGAUGUGCUGGAGGGUUCGCAGCCUGUCAAAAACACGCAGUGCGGUUUUGGAGCCCUGAAACUGGAGCGGCUGCAGCUCCGGGGUCAGAUUUACACGCGGGGCUGCGUGGACGCGCUGCUCAUCUGGCUCAUCGACCACUACACUGUGAUGGCCGCCAUCCUGAUGGGCUUCCUCUUGCCUCAGCUUGUCGGCAUAAUUCUGUCGUGGUGCUACAUAGGACGGCUAGAGGACAUCAUUCUGCAGAACGAGCAGCAAGAGCAAGAAGAAGCUCGUGAUGCGUUCAUAGAUGAAGCAGAGGCGUGAACAGAAGACGUUGCCGCUGUGUUGCACUACACGCACGACCAUGCACAUGUGCGCACACGCACGCACGCGCGUAUGUACGCACGUAUACACUCCAGCAUUCAUACGCACAAGAGCCAUGACAAAGAUCUACAUCGCAACAGUUGUAAAAUAAUAAAAUUAUGCUCGUAUCGCUCUGGUAUAUAUUAAUAAAAGUGUGCAGUGUGUGCAACAUGCCAGUAUGAGUUAUUGCGAGAAUUUUGUUCCAUUUUAUUUAAUAGAAAGUCGUAAUAUUUCCCGCACCUCCAAUUAGCGAGGUUGGCUAUGUACGGUGCGAAAGAAGUUCAACAUACAUCACAAGCUGUACUGUUUGAAUUGCGGAGGCAAGUUUACAAUUAAAAACAAAACGUGCUGAAAAGCUCCGAUGCUUUUCCGAUGCUUAUUAUUCUAUUUCCAUUGCCGAGUUAUCCCACAUGCACAAUGCGAGUUAUUUAAUAAAGCAUUUAUUUGGGAUGGAUAAUAUAUAGAUCAUAUCACGACAAAAAAAUGUGCAAGGACAUUAUUGUUUCGUUAAAAACACACCGGAUUUUACAAAAAAAAUCUAGAAAAUAUCUAAAAACCUACCUCCCAAUGUUUUUCUGUUUCAUAAUCAUGUCAAAAUAGAAAAUGUGCUUUGAACAAGUCCAUUUCCAAAAUGUCACAUUCUAUAUACAUUUCCUUAUUAGAGCAAUGUUAUUGACGAAUGUGAGCCUUGAUUUGUUGCGCUUAUGCGCCACUGCCAACGCAGUAUCGCAAAAAGUCGUCGUCAAUCAUCGUCAUUUUACAAAAUUGCGAAUAUUUGUUGUCACAUUAUGCAAAAAGAAUCUCCCAAGCUGCUUUUACUCACUGCAUGUUUGCCUCUCCGUGAAAAAUGAGACACCACUUCAACCCGCGUCUCUCGGUGGCUUCACCAAAUACCACUGAAAGCCCCGCCUGCAUUCACGCCACCCGUCUUGGCUUGCAUGCAAAUUAUCACGGUGGGAUUUUUUUUGUUAAUUUUUUUUGUUUUGUUUUAAAGUUGUUGGUUGAGUGGCGUUCAUGAGCUUGCACAUCUGUGUAAAGCUGCCCCCCCCCACCCCUCCCCCAAACUCUAUGAUGGCUGAGACACACUCUUAUAUGUGUGUUUAAAUUAAAUUAUAAUGCACCCAUCGGCAAACUAUUAAUGUCUAUUUAAUUAUUCAAUCAGGGCAAGUAAUUUGUUGUUAAUUUUGGCACAAUUGCUUGGGGGUCCUUUUCAGGAGCAUUUAACGGAGACUUUUACGCCACACGAUGUGACACGUGGCCUUUUAAUUAACAGCGGGACUUUGAGAUUAAAAUGUUUAAUACCCGAGUAAUGACUUGACUUUGAAAUAAAAAGCAAUGUAUCGCUG
Molecule: messenger RNA, 2418 nt
Organism: Petromyzon marinus (sea lamprey)
Lineage: Eukaryota; Metazoa; Chordata; Hyperoartia; Petromyzontiformes; Petromyzontidae
Source: RefSeq, a predicted model, not a curated record